Molecule: messenger RNA, 1727 nt
Organism: Odontomachus brunneus
Lineage: Eukaryota; Metazoa; Arthropoda; Insecta; Hymenoptera; Formicidae
Product: leucine-rich repeat-containing protein 15-like
Exons: 3
Coding region: 86-1024 (312 amino acids)
Cellular component (GO): plasma membrane
Molecular function (GO): protein binding
Source: RefSeq, a predicted model, not a curated record
CCGCACGAGAAGCACCGAAACCGCAUUGAAGCGCUGAAGAUGCUUAGUUAACUGUACGGACUAAUCGCGAGCGAAUUCGACGACAAUGAAGUGUUUGCUGCUAAUUUACGCCUUUUACGCGCUCCUCGAAACCGCCUCGUCGACGUCGUCGUGCGCGAUAAUUACGUCCAAGCACGCAAACACCGUCACUUACCAAUGCACUGAAUUAACGACGCUGCAAAAAUAUUUGGACGAAGCGAGGAGCAACACGACGAACAUCGUGAUUUUCGAUUCCAAAUUGCCUCACAUACAGGGGCAUAGUUUCGCGAGAUUUGGCGCCACUUUGGUGAUCCUGGACUUGCAUGAAAAUGGCAUAGAGACGUGCGACUCUAUGGCAUUUGUAGGCCUCACGAAACUGGAAAAACUGAUGCUCUGGGGCAAUAAAUUGACUUUCGUGCCGGGAGAUUGGUUCGUGAACAUGGGCUCCCUGAAUACCUUGGAUUUAUCGUUCAACUUUAUCCAAGGAUUCGACUACAUAAUUUUUCAAAUGCUUCGUUAUUUAGAGAACUUUUACUUCGACUACAACAAGCUACGCGUUAUCGACUACAAUAUGUUCGCCUACCUGGGUAAUCUGAAGAAGGUGAAAUUUAGCAAGAAUCCGUGGAACUGGGCAUAUCGCGCUCGCCUGACAUGGCAGUUAGAGAACCAGAAGGUCGAGGCGCCGGACGUGUGGGAGGAUUGGAACUGGAUGAACGUCGUCAUCAAGGACUGCGUCGAGAAUGGCGAAAGCGAGCUGCCGAGCGACAAAGUCCUCGACUGCGCUGUGGACAAGCUGCUGGCUUUCACGUACAAGACACUCGGCGAACAGGAGAGGAGCGGCAUUGCCGGGUGUGGCAAAGAGACUAGAAAACUGGUACGUUGCAUGAGACCCAGCAACGUCACCGGCAACAGCGAUUACGAAACGGUGCGGAGGAUCCUCGAGGAUUAUUCCGCCGUCUUGCCACCGAUGCAAAGGGCGUUGAGUCCCUUUCCGUUGAGGCGAUAAGCGACGCUCUGGCUGUAUCCUCUCAGAGACUUUUCUUCAGGUAACCUCAUGACAUUAACGUCGGUUUAUUAUGUUGAUCUGUGGUACCUACAAUGUCGCAGGAGAUCUUAAUCGACACUUUCGUGUGAGUUUCAAUGAUAGAUAAGUCAAAAAAAACAAUCAAAUACAUUUAGUACAUAGUUUGAAUUUUUUUUGCAAAACAUGUCUGAAACAGGUAGAAGAUAAAAGACAGAAUUGUAAACUCUUACAAAAAUUUAUUAUAUUAAUAAUAUAUAGCGCUUUCGCGCUAUCGAUUAUAUACGAAGAUUUAUAAAACGAACAUGACACAACCUGAUCACUUUCAGAGUAGCAGGUUAUGUAUGCGCCCCAGCUAAAACGAAAAUUCCGCACAUUCGUUAUUUCAUUCGAAUCAAGCAUUGAAAUUUAAUCUUGUUGCUACUCGUAUAUAGAAGAACGCCUAAAAGCUCGUAUCACUUAUGAUACGCGUAUCCGCUAAAUGCGCAUUGAUUUAAAUAAAAUAGUAAUUCGUAACACAAACACAACUUUGAUUGCACAUUAACGGUAAUGAACAGUUUUAUAAAAUCUUUUGCAACGCUAACAAGUGUAUCAGACUUUUGUGAGUUAUAAGUAUCAUCGUAUAUAAAUAGAUAUAGUAUUUCGGAGAUACAGAGAAUUAAUUGAAUUAAUAAAUUUUUUAAAACAA